AUGCCUAUGUACGGUGAACAAGGGAACAAAUUGGUCGGUCAUGCCAAGAGGACACAGAACCUGGCGAACCUGCCUCCAUACCAGACCGAGCUCGUCCGUGAGGUCGCCCGCGAAGUCCGAGAUCUAGACCGUGAUGUCGCCAGUCUUCUUGAGCCCUUCCAAGGGUCCUUCGAUCCCAACGCUGACCAGGCAACGGCGUGCACGCUCCUUGUCAACCACCUUUCGAUGAGGCGGAAUAAGCGGUGUCUGCUCGCGUAUCACAAGACGAGGACCGACAAGCUCGAGGAACUGGUCUGGAGCGGCGCGGAUGUGGUUGACCUGUCCGGGCAGCAGGUUAGGGAGGGGGCCGGAUCUGGUCCUGGCGGGGCCGGCACGCGUCCUGGCGACUCGGGGACCAGCAGUCUCAGCCCGCAAGAGGAGGACUAUGUGAGGCAAUUCGGCGAUCUGCUGGCGGCAUACAAGGGUCAGUGGACCGAUGUCGAUCUUACUGGCAGCCUGGAGCCUCCGCGAGACUUGUUCAUCGACGUGCGGGUGUUGAAAGACGCAGGCGAAAUCCAGACUGAAUACGGUGCCAUCACUCUGACCAAGAACAGCCAGUUCUACGUUCGACAGGGAGACGUGGAACGACUCAUCGCCCAGGGUUACCUCCAGAAGCUGGGCUAG
Messenger RNA from Diaporthe citri, 663 nucleotides. RefSeq lists its product as uncharacterized. The record is from RefSeq and is a predicted model, not a curated record. Lineage: Eukaryota; Fungi; Ascomycota; Sordariomycetes; Diaporthales; Diaporthaceae. The transcript has 3 exons. Bases 1 to 663 code for a protein of 220 amino acids. Gene Ontology annotation, cellular component: GINS complex. Gene Ontology annotation, biological process: DNA strand elongation involved in mitotic DNA replication; DNA replication.